This is a messenger RNA of Odobenus rosmarus divergens (Pacific walrus), 684 nucleotides long. RefSeq lists its product as uncharacterized. The transcript has 2 exons. The record is from RefSeq and is a predicted model, not a curated record. NCBI's taxonomy places the organism in Eukaryota, Metazoa, Chordata, Mammalia, Carnivora, Odobenidae. Bases 1 to 684 code for a protein of 227 amino acids.
AUGGUCAGUGAUGACAGGGUGCACAUCCCCAUGAGGAGCAGGAGGAAUGGACUGCCCACUGCUUUAUCUACCUGGCUGCUUUCUGGAAUGUUCCAAUGCGAGCCCACAGGGGACGCGAGGGUGCUGCGAGAAACGCAGGCGCGCCGCCCGAAACCAGGCGACGUCGGGAGAGCGACGCCCAGAGCCGGCCUUUCCGAACCGGCCGCGGCCGCGGCGCCCCGACGUGCACCUGGGGACGCGGGCGCGGCAGGACAGAACCCGGGCACUGCUCGGUCCUACUCCCUGCGCUCGGGCGGGCGACGACUGCGCGGCGUCGCUCGCGGCCCGGGGAACAGAGGGGGCCGCCUCAGGCCGGUUCCAGUCCUCCGUGUCCCCACGCGCCCUGCCUCCCGAGGGUACCUGCGUAACUCGGCGCACACCAGCCCCACUACGUUUAAAAGUGUAUUUCUGGUGGUCACGGUGCACACCGAAAAGCUCGCUCCGCACCCCCAGGGCGCGCGAGGCUUCGGAGCCCGGAGACAGGCCCCUCCCAGCGCAGCUGUCGCCGCCGCCUGCGGGCUCCUUUCACUUUCUCACGGCCAAGUCACCCAGAGGGGCGCCGCUGCCGCCACCGCCGCUGCGCCCGAGGACUCCGCCCCGCGCCGCUUCGCUACCGGCCCCCCCGGCCCCCGCCCACCCCGCUAG